Molecule: messenger RNA, 1437 nt
Organism: Exophiala viscosa
Lineage: Eukaryota; Fungi; Ascomycota; Eurotiomycetes; Chaetothyriales; Herpotrichiellaceae
Exons: 1
Coding region: 1-1437 (478 amino acids)
Biological process (GO): transmembrane transport
Molecular function (GO): transmembrane transporter activity
Source: RefSeq, a predicted model, not a curated record
AUGAGACUGCAUGACUUUGGUGUCGACGCUCACGACGUCACAAAAGCUUUGCACAAAUUGAAAGACAAGAUCGGCCAUCCGAGCGGUGCAAAAGAGGCCAGGUAUGUGCAAACCAAGAGCGAGAUCGCCUCCCGCAGGUCUGUCGUGCUCCUCCUCACCUAUGCAUUCAUGCUGUACGGAGCACCCUCGCAUCGCAUCGAAGAGUACGUCAUGUACCUAUUCAAAGUCUGUGGUCUCGAUGGUAGAGUCAAUUACAUGGUCGGCUGUACGGAGAUCUGCUUCAUCAAUGAACCAAACUCAGCAGACCCAACUAGCCGAUACUCUUACACCACACUUGUCAAAGCUCAAGGUCUUGAUGUCGGUAAAUUGCAUGGUGCCUUUCGCGCUUACAAGGACGUGAUACACGGUGAGAUUUCGAUCGAGGAGGCCGAGAAAAGGCUCGUCCAGUUGAUUGGGGCCCCGCCAUACUACAAGCCGUGGAUCCUGGUGCUGCUGUACGGCGUCGCGAGCGCCCUGGUCUGCGUGUGGGCCUUCAAGGGCUUCUGGACAGAUAUGGCUCCCGCAUUUGUCCUCGGAUCGGCUGUCGGCGUGCUGCAGAUCAUCGUCGUAUCUCGAAAUCCAUUGUACACGAAUGUCUUGGAAGUCACGGCCGCGGUGAUUACUUCUUUCGGCGCACGAGCCUUUGCCUCGAUCGGCGGAUCCAGCCAGAAGUACUUUUGCUUUGGGGCCAUUGCGGAAGGUUCAAUCGCCAUGCUUCUGCCCGGAUAUAUCGUCUUGUGUGGAGCUCUGGAGUUGCAAUCCAAGUCGGUGACGGCCGGGUCGACGAGACUGUUCUACGCCGUCAUUUACUCGUUGUUCCUGGGUUAUGGAAUUGAUGUCGGUUCACAGUUGUGGGCGCUCAUUUACCCGAAUGCGCCCACAUCAACAACUUGCCCCCGCGCAGUGGAUCCACAUUGGAAGAUCCUGCUGGUCCCUUGCUACCUGACUUUCCAGGCCAUGAUUCUCAGGAGUCGACCGAUCCAAAUUCCCUUGCAGGUGCUCUUCGGCUCCGCGGCGUACACGGUCAGCUACUUCGUCAGUCAACAUGCGACGGCGCAGAUUGCAGAUACUGCAUCUGCUUUCGUCCUGGGAGUCUUGGGACAUUUGUAUUCUCGGUCGCGGCACGGAUUUGCGUUUGCCUCCAUCAUUGCCGGCAUCAUGGUGUUGGUGCCUGGUGGUAUCUCCGCGCAGGGUGGUCUCGUCUCGGGCAUUGCGGUUCCGCUGUUCAGCAACAGUACGGUCGAUGCGCAGGAAAAGUACUCGCAGAAUCUCUAUCAGUCUUUUAGCGUGGGCGCUCAGAUGAUUCAGGUGGCUGUUGGACUGUCCGUCGGGCUGCUGCUCAGUGCCCUUUUUAUUUAUCCUCUUGGCCGGAAGAACAACGCCUUGUUUUCAUUCUGA